GAUUGAGUAGUCUCAAUAAACAAAGUGAUCACAUCGAUGCUUACCCUAUUAAUUUUCAAUCUGUCUGUGCAGGAAUGGAGGAAGAAAGCGUACAUCCGGCUACUUUCAAGGAUGAUGGUUUCCUUAGGCAGAUCAUCACGAGCUACAAUGUGAAAAAUAAGUCACACUCAGCUGAACUUCCCAAUUCUUGGGAUUGCUUGGCACACUUUGCAGGUUCAAACGAUCCCAUGUCAAAAGAUAAAGUGGAUCCCUUGCAAGACAACAUCUUGGUAGUCAUCACUGACCGAGAGAACCCUUAUUCUGAAGCCCCUUCUUCCCUUGAUCUUAAACGUCUACCAUUAAAGGAGGAAGAACCGACAAUGGAACCGAAGUCUGAUACUUCGGAAUGUGUUGAGAUUACAUCACUUCUUAAAAAGUUUUCUAAACUUUAUUUACGUGUAGUCUCUGAUUCACCAUGGAGUACUAACGUUGAAACUUCUUCUGUCACAGGUGAAUCGUAUAUACGUUGGAUACCUCAAGCUAUUCAAUGGAAAAUUUCUUAUGAGGUACAUAAGUCUCUCUGGAAAGUCAUGCUCCAGGGCGCCCAAGCCUAUUGCAAAAAGGGCUUUUGGAUGAUCUUGCUGAGGAACUUACUGAGAGACUUAUCACGAUAUUGGCCGGAAGAGGAACCUUGCAGCAUGAUCGAGUAUUCAAUGUUUGUGGGUAACAUUGCUGCAAACCCUCACGAGACUACAACUCGUCCACUAGGGGCAACCUAGGGGUUUAAAGGCUUGUUGCAUAUGCUAAAUGCAAUCGAGAGCACCUGCGAAAGUGGUAUAGGUAGGAUUUUAUUUUUAUUUUUGUUGGUUCUCUCUCUUGU
Messenger RNA from Magnolia sinica, 859 nucleotides. RefSeq lists its product as uncharacterized. Bases 75 to 758 code for a protein of 227 amino acids. The transcript is spliced from 2 exons. NCBI's taxonomy places the organism in Eukaryota, Viridiplantae, Streptophyta, Magnoliopsida, Magnoliales, Magnoliaceae. The record is from RefSeq and is a predicted model, not a curated record.